Molecule: messenger RNA, 611 nt
Organism: Cololabis saira (Pacific saury)
Lineage: Eukaryota; Metazoa; Chordata; Actinopteri; Beloniformes; Belonidae
Product: gamma-crystallin S-1-like
Exons: 3
Coding region: 1-570 (189 amino acids)
Biological process (GO): visual perception; lens development in camera-type eye
Molecular function (GO): structural constituent of eye lens
Source: RefSeq, a predicted model, not a curated record
AUGGAGAAGUUUGAGUCUAUCUUUGUGUCUCUUCUCCAGAUUGUGUUUUACGAGGACAAAGACUUUCAGGGAAAGUCUUAUGACUGCAAAGGGGACUCUCCUGACCUGCAUGGCUUCAUCCACAAAUGCAACUCUGUCAAGGUAGAAGGGGGGUGGUGGGUUCUGUACGAGCGCAACAACUAUACCGGCUACCAGUAUGUCAUCGGUCCAGGGGAGUACAAUGACUAUAGCCACUGGAUAGGUUUCAAUGACUGCAUCAGGUCCUGCAGGAUCAUCAAAAAUGCCAAAGGGCCGUGGAAACUGAAGAUGUUCAACCGACCGAACUUUGACGGGGAGUCCCUGGAACUGUCCGAAAACAUGAAGUCAGUACAGGAAAAAUGGCUCCGGCGUGAAGUCCAGUCCUGCAAGGUUCUUGAAGGGUGCUGGGUGUUCUUCGAACACCCCAACUUCAGUGGUCGCCAGUACCUGCUGGAGAAAGGCGAGUACCGCCACCACUCCGAGUGGGGAGCCCUGAAAGCAACUGUGGGCUCCAUCAAGAUCAUCGUGGAGAUUUUACCGUCAGCCAGUUAGAGCUUCUCAUGAUGCCGUUCAAUAAAAGUCCCUGACUCAAA